UUUUAGUGGCAUAAAUCAACAUAAUUAAAUAAAAAUGUGUCUAUUUAAUUCUUCAUGUAAUUUAUUAGAAUGUCAUAAAUUUUCUAAUAAUUAUGAAAUGCCAAAUUAUUACUCUAAGUAUGGUGUUAAGGAGGGUAUUAGCACAAGGAAGAAGCUAGAUUGGCUAAGGAACAACUUAAUUGGAAAUGAUUUGGAAUUCAUUUCUCCUUUUGGUAAGCGCAAAGUUACUUAUUUAGAUUGUACCGCGAGUGGGAGGUGCCUACGCUACAUUGAAGAAUAUAUCAUGCAACACGUCCUUCCUUCUUAUGGGAACACUCACACGUGUGAUAGCUACGUGGGUCAGGAGACAACAAAGAUGGUAACUCAAGCUAACGAUUACAUAAAGUCGUGUUUAGGAGGUGGUAGAAACGAUGCACUAAUAUUUUGUGGGUCGGGUUCAACAUCAGCAAUAAAACGACUUCAAGAAGUCAUGGGAGUAGCAGUGCCAUCAAUUUUAAGGGAUAGAAUGUUACAAAUUCUAAGUAAUGAAGAAAGAUGGGUGGUUUUUGUGGGGCCACAUGAGCAUCAUUCUAACUAUCUUUCUUGGAAACAAAGUCUUGUUGAAGUGGUUGAAAUUGGGAUGAAUAAAGAUGGGUUGCUAAACUUGGAAGAAUUAGAGGAAAAACUUGAGUAUUACAAGUCUAGAAAAAGACCAAUUUUGGGAUCAUUUUCUGCUUGUAGUAAUGUAACUGGGACUUGUUUGGACACUAGAAGAAUUUCUAUUCUUCUUCAUCGUUAUGGAGCCUUUGUUUGCUUUGAUUUCGCUUCCAGUGGGCCAUAUGUGGAGAUCAAGAUGAGAUCAGGGGAGACGGACGGCUACGAUGCAAUAUUUCUUAGCCCUCACAAGUUCCUUGGAGGACCAGGGUCUCCUGGCAUUCUUAUGAUGAACAAAGCUUUAUAUUAUUUGGGAUCUUCUCCUCCUUCUACUUGUGGAGGUGGCACAGUCGAUUUUGUUAAUUGCUUUACUGAAGAGAACACGAUAUAUGUGGAUGAUGUGGAAGAGAGAGAAAACGCGGGGACUCCACCAAUCAUCCAAAAGAUCAAAGCAGCCUUGGCAAUAUGGGUAAAGGAAUAUAUAGGGUGUGAAGUGAUUCACAAACAAGAGACUUAUUUCAUUGAAAAAGCCUUGGAAAGGCUUCUUCCUAACCAUAGGAUCUUUAUAUUAGGUAACACGAGAGCAAAACGACAAGCGAUUUUGUCGUUUCAAGUGUACUCACAUUCAACAUAUACAUAUGAUGAGAAAACCAGUGAAGGUGAUAAUAAUAGUAGGCUUUACAUGUGGGAAGAAAGUGGUAAGAAAAGAGGUAAACCACUUCACGGGGCGUUCGUUGUGAAGCUACUUAAUGACUUGUUUGGGAUACAAGCUAGAGGAGGGUGUGCUUGUGCUGGGCCUUAUGCUCAUCAAUUGCUCAAAAUCGAUCACAAUCAUUCACUUGCCUUGAGAUCUUAUGUAGAGAAGGGCUAUCUAGGAGUGAAGCCGGGAUGGGCGAGGAUCAGCUUUCCAUACUAUCUAUCAAACCAAGAGUUCGAGUUCAUCUUGUUGGCCUUAGAAUUGAUUGCUUCAUUUGGGCAACGUUUCCUAGCAAUAUACAACUUCAAUUGGAAAACUGGAGAAUGGACUUUUAGCAAGCAAAAAUAUCAGAAAAUCAUGCAUGAAAGUGACAUUGAUUGCGAUUUCUUUACUCAAAAUUUAGCUACUGAUGUACAAGUACUAAGCAUAGAUGAUAACAAUGGAGUUGAAGACUACAAUGUAGGACAAGUAUUAAAACAUAAGUAUGCAUCAUACUUGGAAACUGCGACGAAUAUAGCUCAUUGUUUACCAAUAUGCCCUGAAGAACGUCCCAUACCAAAUGACAUUGAUCCACAAUUCUUAUUGUAUAGGAUUUAAUUAGUUUCAAUUAAGCUUCUUUUUUUGUUGUAGGUUUUGUCAAUUACAUAAUUCAUUACUGCAUAAAACAUUGAAGAAUUGUUUAUUUCCCGCCUUCGUAGGACGUACAACUUGUAUGCUGAA
Molecule: messenger RNA, 2050 nt
Organism: Chenopodium quinoa (quinoa)
Lineage: Eukaryota; Viridiplantae; Streptophyta; Magnoliopsida; Caryophyllales; Amaranthaceae
Product: probable cysteine desulfurase
Exons: 5
Coding region: 35-1927 (630 amino acids)
Source: RefSeq, a predicted model, not a curated record